AUGGAGCAACACAGCGAAAGCAAGAGCUCGACUCGGAACCAGGGGGGUGGCGGCGGCUUCUUCGGUGGCGCUGCCAAGGGUGCCGAUAGUAUUCUCACGGGCGACAACGAGGCGGAAGGCCGGGGCGGCAUGCUCGGCGGUCUACACAGCGGCGUCAAUAAAACAAGCGAAGGUGCCGGGAACGCUCUCCGAGAGACGGCGGACGGUGCCGGAAAGGUUACCAGAUCUGUAACCGAGGACGUCGGAAACGCGGGGAGGAACGUCACGGACAAACUGGAUACCACUGUUAGGGGGAUGGCUGGUGGUGGUGGUGGUGGUGGUGGACAAGAGAAGCGGAAAUGA
This is a messenger RNA of Durotheca rogersii, 342 nucleotides long. RefSeq lists its product as uncharacterized. Bases 1 to 342 code for a protein of 113 amino acids. The transcript has a single exon. The record is from RefSeq and is a predicted model, not a curated record. NCBI's taxonomy places the organism in Eukaryota, Fungi, Ascomycota, Sordariomycetes, Xylariales, Xylariaceae.